UCAUGCGUAUCGACUGUCGAUGGCCAGCCCGUCCUGACGGUCCUGCCGGCGGAACUCGGCCUCGUAGUAGUGCUCCCAUUGCCUUGAAAGCGCCCAGGCGUGCUCCCAUUGCCGGUGGUCCGCCUCAGCGUGGAGCUGAACAGCCGGGGGGUCGGGCUCGAUCUGGACGAUGACAGAGUCCUCCGGCUCGGGCUCGGGCGGGUGCACGAUCAGCACCUGCUGUAGCUGUCGGCCGUCGUCGGGUAGGAUGAUGACGAUUUGCUCCAGCAGGACGGGGGGCUUCUCGCGGCGUCGCUCCUGGAGGUGCUGCCUGCGGCGGAUGAGGUGGUAGAGGACGCCGAGGACCUGCAGGCACGUGUGCAUAUGAUAUAUAGAUAUAUAUCAGACGCACCACGCAGCAGACAUACAGACAGACAGACAGACAGAGAGACAGAGAGACAGAGAGACACGGAGACAUGAGCAAUGGGUGGUGCAGUGCAGUGCAGUAUGCAGGUCAAUGUGAGUUGAAGGCGUGCUCUGCUCACUGCUCCGGCGCCCGCUAGGAGGCACCAUGUCACCUGCAAGCCACGCCCUUGAAGCAUCCGCAUCCGCCUGUUUGCCGAAGGGCGGCUUGAAGGGGCUUCCCCACAAGCCGACAGUGAGUGCCUGUAACCAUAGAAAUUCCAGCAUUUAUAGCUAUGAAGUUGGUGCCAUCGCCAAAAACAAGUAAAAUUGGCCAUCGCGUACCUCGUUGGGAACACCAAGCGCACACCCAAAAACAAGCAUCUUGCCAGCGACAAGAUCGACAGGCAGCCGAGCAAGUUGCGCGCCGAGCGCAGUAAGCUCGAGACGAGAUUGAGCGGCUCCGUCGGUGAGGUUGUCUGGAGCCUGUGCGCAUGAGAAAAUCAGUGAAUCAUCAUUGUAUUUCCACGCUUAAUGACCUUGGUGGCUGAUAUCCCAAUAAGGUAGCCCAGCGACUCGUCAAUCCUCGUUGGACGGGAAGGAUCGAGCAUUCCUUGGAAAAACUCAUCGGGCGUCCUCGUAUUAAGGACACACACCAGCCAAUUUGCCAGAUCUCUGCUUAUUCGCCCGCAGAAUAGCUUGCGUGUCGAAGUUGUCAAGACAUGUUGUGCUCCCACCUUGUCAGCAGCCUCCAGCAGACGCCCGGCUGCAAACGCCCAGCCCGCCCCUUU
Vitrella brassicaformis is the source of this 1172-nucleotide messenger RNA. The record is from the annotation of a GenBank genome assembly. NCBI's taxonomy places the organism in Eukaryota, Vitrellaceae.